Anguilla anguilla (European eel) is the source of this 871-nucleotide messenger RNA. RefSeq names its product growth hormone 1 (gene gh1). The transcript is spliced from 5 exons. Bases 46 to 675 code for a protein of 209 amino acids. Gene Ontology annotation, cellular component: extracellular region. NCBI's taxonomy places the organism in Eukaryota, Metazoa, Chordata, Actinopteri, Anguilliformes, Anguillidae. Gene Ontology annotation, biological process: response to nutrient levels; positive regulation of receptor signaling pathway via JAK-STAT; animal organ development. Gene Ontology annotation, molecular function: growth hormone receptor binding; growth hormone activity. The record is from RefSeq and is a predicted model, not a curated record.
UAUCAAACCUCCAGAAGAAGAGCUACUCACCUACAAACGGAGAAUAUGGCAUCAGGGUUCCUUCUGUGGCCGGUCUUACUGGUCAGCUUCUCUGUGAACGCGGUGGAGCCCAUUUCCCUCUACAACCUCUUCACCAGCGCUGUUAACCGAGCACAGCACCUGCACACACUGGCUGCCGAAAUAUACAAGGAAUUUGAGCGAAGCAUCCCACCCGAGGCCCACAGACAGCUCAGCAAGACCUCCCCAUUGGCCGGCUGUUACUCCGACUCCAUCCCUACCCCCACAGGCAAAGAUGAAACGCAGGAGAAAUCGGACGGGUACUUGCUGCGCAUCUCCUCAGCCCUGAUCCAGUCAUGGGUGUAUCCUCUGAAGACCCUGAGCGAUGCUUUCUCAAACAGCCUGAUGUUUGGGACCUCUGAUGGGAUCUUUGAUAAGCUGGAGGACCUGAACAAGGGCAUCAAUGAAUUAAUGAAGGUUGUAGGUGACGGUGGCAUUUACAUUGAGGAUGUGAGAAAGCUCCGGUACGAGAACUUCGACGUACACCUUAGGAACGAUGCCGGCCUGAUGAAGAACUACGGCCUGCUGGCCUGCUUUAAGAAAGACAUGCACAAAGUGGAGACCUACCUGAAAGUCACAAAGUGCAGGCGCUUUGUAGAAAGCAACUGCACCCUGUAGGAGCGGUGAUGGGAGGGAAACUGCCAAGGGCUUCGGUCCUGUGUUAAUGUCCAGACACCACUAGUUGUGCUUUCUCCUUGCCAUAAUCAACUAUCGCCCUUACUGUCUUGUUUGUUCUACUAAUCUGCGAGCCACCUUCACUUUGAAAGGAAGCUGUAAAUCAGGAAUAUUAAUAAAUGAAGAAAAACAUGUUGCA